CUUCCCAACAAGCCUCCCGAGUGCCAGAACAGACGCCGUCGCCGCCGUCCAUAUCGCCGCCGCCGCCGUCUCUUCCUCCACUCGAUAUUCACCAUGAGCGACAAUCAGGAGACCCACAAUGUCGGUAUCGAUGCCAUGUUGAACGAACCGGAGCCUGAAAUGAAGACCAUCCUUGUCGUGAACGACAACCUACAGACCAACAUUAACGGCGUGGUGACGGUCUUCAAGAACAUCGAGCGACUGGCGUUCCGUGACGGAUACAAGAUCGUGUACAUGAAUCCGUCCGAGUUCCCGCAUUUUGAUUGUCCAGGGUACCCCGACAUCAAGCUGUCGCUGCCGUUCGACAUUGACAACAAGAUUGCGAAAAUCAACCCCGACUUUAUCCACAUCGCGACCGAAGGCCCACUGGGUCUCGCCACUCGCUUCUACUGCGACAAGCGCAAGAUCGGGUACAACACGGGGUACCAUACCAAGAUCCCCGAGUACCUCCAGGUCAUGUACGGCAUCCCCGAGAGCUUUGGGUACGGGUACCUGCGUUGGUUCCACCGCAACUCGGGUCGCGUGCUUACGACGACCGCGACGAUGGUGUCAGAGUUGGAGAACCACGGGUUUCUCAGCUACAUCAAGCCCAUGACGUUUGGCGUGGAUCGGUCGACCUUCAAGAGUUCGUUACGUAGUGUCGAAAACACCAAAUUCAGCAGCUUGAGUCGCCCCAUCUUGCUCAGCGUCGGCCGCGUGAGCAAGGAGAAGGGUCUGGACGACUUUUGUACCGUAAAGUACCCCGGCGCGACCAAAAUCGUGGUUGGCGACGGUGCGUACCGCAAGGAAUUGGAGCACAAGUACCCCCACGUGAUCUUUGCGGGGUUCCAGACUGGCGCCGCGCUAGCCGAGUACUACGCGCACGCCGACUGCCUCGUGUUUACGAGUCGCACCGACACGUUUGGCGUGGUGAUCAUCGAGGCGCUGGCGGUGGGCACCCCCGUCGCAGGCUACGAAGUCCCUGGGCCCAAGGACAUUUUGGAGCCCGGCGUCACGGGCUAUAUGGGCGAAGACAUGACGGAGAACAUCGACAAGUGCCUCGCGCUGGACCGCGCCAAGGUCGAAGAGGCGAGUCAGUGCUGGUCCUGGGACCAAUGCUGGGAUAUCUUCCGACGCCACCUCGUCAACCGAAGCGACCAGCUCACGUACGAAUACACGGUCUGAUGAAUAUGGACAGUGUCGGAUGUUGAUUUUAUUCAAGUAAUAUAAUAGUAGAAUGUAACGAUUUCAAGGAACAAACGGCGUACGUUCUUGUUAUAACAAACAGUGCCAAAAUCGGCGUAUAAAACCUAUAAAACGCAUUUUCGCAUCGACCAAUGUUUCGUGAAAUCGGAUUGGAUUGAUUCAUUGUUUUAUUAUUAUCCCCAAAUAUCAUGUCGACAAAAAUCAAAAUAAUGA
Aphanomyces astaci is the source of this 1437-nucleotide messenger RNA. RefSeq lists its product as hypothetical. Gene Ontology annotation, molecular function: glycosyltransferase activity. Lineage: Eukaryota; Oomycota; Saprolegniomycetes; Saprolegniales; Verrucalvaceae. The transcript has a single exon. The record is from RefSeq and is a predicted model, not a curated record. Bases 94 to 1203 code for a protein of 369 amino acids.